Messenger RNA from Ciona intestinalis (vase tunicate), 1281 nucleotides. RefSeq names its product hepatic lectin. The record is from RefSeq and is a predicted model, not a curated record. Lineage: Eukaryota; Metazoa; Chordata; Ascidiacea; Phlebobranchia; Cionidae.
AUGUGCUGUGUUGUUUUAUCUAUUUUACAAAUGUGAAGCGACAGGUAAGUUAUAUUUAGCUUUAUAGUAGAACCAGUUUUUAAUAAAAAAAAACAGAAAAGUAGUUUUAUAGUACUGUGCAGUACACGGCGGGGUGUCAUAAGGACCUAAACCCCCAUACCCCACUAUACCAAUUGGGACGAAAACGUGUCCAUCUUAGCCUAACCAAAUAUAUGCGUUAAUUAUCGUUUCUCCUUGUAUAGGAAAUGAUACAUUUGAAAGAAACAAGGUGAAUGUCUUCUCCUACUCACCCAACCAGAAGAAUAAAUUCCAACUAUCAUACAUGGUAUGUCUCCCAUCCACCCCGCAUGCUCUUGUCGUCAAAGCCAAACCAACCAACACUUCCCUGCCGCAUAAAUUCAGAGUCAAAGUCGAUGAAAUGUUUCAUGAUAGCGCCAUCGUUGAAAUAGAACGACUGGAUUCCACAUCGGGUUGGGAUUGGAUGUCUCUGACAUUCCAAUUCACUAUUUACACGUCAGAUGAAAUAGGAGACGAUUGGUACAGACCUGGGAGCGGAUACUUAUACAAGCUCCUACCAGAUAAAACGAACCAUAAUCUUGCACGUGAUGCUUGUGAAGAGUUGGGUGGUUGGUUGAUAAUAUACGGAGAAAUUGACCAUACUGUUAGAGAACAACUUAAGAAGCGAUAUAGAUCACUGUUAAACAAUAAAAAUUACUGGAUUGGGUUGACUGAUAAAGAUAAAGAAGGGGAAUGGAUAUGGGAUGACUGGACAGCGGUCGAUUCAUCACAAUUGAGAUGGAAAGAGGGGGAACCGAACGGACAAAAGAAUUCAAACUGCGUUAUUUCGACGAGGUAUGCGUGGUAUGAUAUUAAUUGCAACUUGGAUACAAAAUAUCAAACUCUUUGCGAAAGGCCAGACUUGGAGCAAAACAACAAUCGAAAUAACAACAAAACAUAAACUUUUUAUGCUCGCUUGUUAAUGUAACAUCUGUCGCUAUAACCAUGUUCUGUUUCUUACAGAUUUUGUUCCCGCUUUCAAAUUUCCCACAUACGCUUUUUUGGUUGUAGUUUUUUUUGUCUUUUUGUAAGGCAGACAGUUUGAGCAGCACAAUUAAAACCAAUGGGUUGCAGUAAAAAAAAUUUAUAAAUGUGUGACGUAUUACAUAGGAACUUCUUUAUAUAAUUGCUAUGCAUAGCCAUAAAUGUGUAUACAACAUCCGAGUGAAUUAUGUAAAGGUAUACAGUGUUGUUUAUUGUACAAAAAAAAAACAUUUUGACUUU